Messenger RNA from Closterium sp. NIES-65, 3369 nucleotides. The record is from the annotation of a GenBank genome assembly. Lineage: Eukaryota; Viridiplantae; Streptophyta; Zygnematophyceae; Desmidiales; Closteriaceae.
AUGGAAACGUCCGGCUCUAAGGGAGAGGUGAAAACGGAGCGGUGCAAUGAGGCGGAAGCGUCAGCGGUGAUAGAAGCCGCAGGAGCCGCGGCGACUGAUGGUACAGAAUUUACGGCGAAAGUUGCAGGAGACGCACCGAUUGAAGCUACAGCAGCCGUGGCGAGUAAAUUCGCAGGAGACGCGGCGAUUGAAGCAGCAGAAAAAGCGGAAAUCAAAGUCGAAAGUGGGCCGGUUGACCAUGUGGAGAGACGAGUGGAAGAAACGUCAGUUCCGGCUGGUGAAGCGAGCGAGGAUGUGAAGAUGGAAGACGUAAACGUCGCGGGCCACGGCAGCAACGAUGCGACUGAUGUCAGCAACCUUGCGACUGAGGCCAGCCAAGGUGCAACUGACGGCAGCAACGACGCGAACAAGGAUGACGGCACUGGCGAUGUCGGCGCUGCGAGCGACAAGGAUGGCGACACUGCGAAGGAUGACGCCGAGGCGAGGUCUGCAAAUCCCGCAAUGGAUGACGACAGCGCCGCUAAUUGCAGCUCCCCUCGGGCGACGUCACCAAGGGCUAACGACGCUUCGGCGAUGUCGCCUCCUAGAGACCCCGCAGUCGCCGCGCUAGGCGUUGAGACCAACGGCGACACGCCUCCGCCGUCAAAGCCUGGUGCCGGCACGCCGAGCUUCUCCGUGGGGACGCCGUCAGUUGCGGCGGAUACUCCGCGGCAGAAGAAUAUUAGUCCGGACAGCCAGUCCAGCCUGGUCGAUCCAGGCCUGGUCGCAGAUGAGAACGCGGCGCCGUUCACCAUCAGCCAAUGGCAGCAGCUGGAGCAGCAAGCGCUCAUUUCAAGUACCUCGUCUCCGGCGCCGCCGUCCCUCCUGAACUCAUCGACUCGCUCUAUUCCACCUCGGACUCGCCUCGCCAAUCACCCGACGGCCCUGGCGGUGACGGACCAGAAGUACUGCGAGCGCCACAUGCACCGCGGCCGAAACCGGCUGGGCAAAUCGCGAAGGCUCAGCGACAAGGCGACGGCCGGAUCGUCGCUGUCCAUCCAGGCCGCAUCGUCCGAGGGGCCCAUGGGGUGCGUGGAGGGCACGUGCUCCGCCAUGACUGACACGUGCACCGACACGCCCUGCCACAAGGGCCUCGUGCCGAAGUUCGAGCUCGGUUCGGUGUCGAAGAUGGAAAUAGGCUCGGUGUCGAAGCUGCGGUUGAACACGGACGAUGUGGGCUCGACUGUUACCCGCGGGUCCCCUCCGCCUCCGCUUGCGCUGCCCCCGCCCGCGCAGCCUGUCGGCGCGGACCAGGCGCGCACUCCCGCCUCCAAGACCUCGGGCCUUGGUUGCUCCAAGCAACUCGCCAUCGAGCUGUCCCCGGAGAACACGGGAUCACCCGUCCCGACCAACCAACAGCCCCACGACCCUGCGUGCACCCCGUCCGCUACUGCUGCUCCCGCCGCCUCUGCCAGCGCAGUCACUGGCUCCGAUACCGCUGCAGCCCCGCCGUCCCGUGCCAUGUUCACCCCGUUCGGCCUCCCUGAGCCCACGCCCGCUCCUUCCACUUCCUCCGCGCCUCCCCCUGAAGCCGCAUCCAACAGUAAGUUGCUCGUCUCUGGCGGCUCAGACUGUUACAACCCUCAGCAGCCGCAGCAGCAGCAGCAGCAGCAGCAGCAGCAGCAGCCCUUUGAGCAGCAGCAGCAGCAGCAGCCCUUUGAGCAGCAGCAGCACUUCGGGGCGGACCCGCGGCUGCAGAAGUCGCAGUCAAUGCCGUGCCACAGCAGCGGCAGCAGCAACGGCCGGAUUCAGCUGCAGCUGAACGGCUCUCUGGGCCCUCGCCUCACCUCCACCUUCCAACCCGGGCACAGCAUAGUGGAAGGCGACGAAGGCAGCCCCGCCCCCAUGCCUCCGCAGCAGCCACAGCAGCAGCAUGCGCUGAUGCCCUCGCGAUCCAUGCCGCCCCGCCAACAGCAGUCAGGUGCGUCAAACGCCCUGUACUCUCAGCAGCAACAGCCUGCCGGGCGCAUGGGCUCGCCGCCUCGCAUGCAGCGGUCCACGUCGCUGGUGCUGGGCGGCGGGCAGCGGCUGUGUCUGCAGGUGCCGCCCAGCGGUAACUCACGGACGCCCGUCUCCUCCAGCGGAAUGGCGCCUGCUGGUGCCGCUGCUGGUGCUGACACUGCUGGCGCUGGUGGUGGUAACGGCGUGGGGCAGCUCCAGCCGGGGCACUACCAGCUGCAGACGGGCGGACGAGGUCCCAAUGGCGCUCCACAGCAGCAGCAAGGUAUGGACCAGGCGGGGCAACCACAGCCCCAGCAGACGCCAUACACCCCUCAGCAGGGGCAGUCGAGGCAGGGCGCGGCGCAGAGAGGCGAGGCGUGCAAGUUCAGCUCGCGCGCCCUGGUGCUCAGCGGCGAGCCUGAGUCCCCUGAAACCCACCCUCUCGUCUCCGCCCGCUCUGCUUAUUCUGACGGGGCACCCAAGGCCCAGCAGCCACUGCAGCAGCAGCAGAUGCGGGUGCAGCCAGUCCAAGGGCAGCAGCAACCCAUGAACGUGCAGCAUCAGGCGCAGCCGCAGCCACAGCAUCAGCCUCAGCCGCAAGUGUCUGUGCAGCAAGCGCCGCUGCAGCAAGCGUCGGUGAUGCAGCCACAGCCAAUGCAAACCACAGCCAUGUCCGGUCCCCCUCAGCCAAUGCGAGCCCCGCGUGGAUCCAUGCUGCCUCCCCCUCCCCCCAAUGUCCAGCCGCCUCUCCAGCAGCAACAGCCGCACUCCCAAACCCUCCCCAUGCCCCUCGGGGGACUCGCCUCUUCCAGCAGCACCACCAGCAGCACCAGCAGCGGUGGGGGCGUGAAGGUGCCUCUGCUGCGCCUGCCCAGCCUCGUCCAGAGGCCGCCCGCCCACCCGUCCCCCUUGGGCCCGCCUCCCUCCAGCCUCAGCAGCCACGGUUCUGGUCUGUCGGCAUCCAGUAUGGCAUCUCCAAUUGGCACCCCCGUGGGCACCCCUAUGGGCGCGCCUCACAGCAACCCCUACGUGCUCACGCGCUGCAGCUCCGUGCCUGAGCCCAGGCAUGGGCGGCCGCACCUCAUGCGCUCCCAGUCCAUGUUUGAGUCGCCCCGGAAGAGCUUCAUUCAUCCUCCCUCUGCCUGUGCUGACGACCGGCAGCAGCAGCAGCAGCCACCACAGCAGCAGCAGUCUGGACUCUCCAUCGACAUGUUUUUUAGUGACGACAGUCCAUGGGAGGAGGCAUCAGCCUUGAUUGGCCGCUCACCCAAUCUGGGUCCGCUGCCGUGUGUGGAAGACGCUGACGACUGCGGCCUCAUCAGCGGGCCGCCCUCACAGUACUUCUCUGUCAACCCUUCCGACUCCCAGGAUGCCUUCCUGGCCGCCUGA